Molecule: messenger RNA, 4350 nt
Organism: Gadus chalcogrammus (walleye pollock)
Lineage: Eukaryota; Metazoa; Chordata; Actinopteri; Gadiformes; Gadidae
Gene: shrprbck1r
Product: sharpin and rbck1 related
Exons: 14
Coding region: 232-2328 (698 amino acids)
Biological process (GO): positive regulation of canonical NF-kappaB signal transduction; protein linear polyubiquitination; proteasome-mediated ubiquitin-dependent protein catabolic process
Cellular component (GO): LUBAC complex
Molecular function (GO): ubiquitin binding; ubiquitin-protein transferase activity
Source: RefSeq, a predicted model, not a curated record
GUCAAACGAAACCGAGUAAAACACAAGAACCAUAGUGCAUUGCGAACUCGCUUUGACAAUUUCGGUUCACUCUUUUCCUGUUGCCACUUUGCAACAGCGGCGAGAUGUUCGGUUAUGUUAUAUUUAGGAGUGUCAUGCUUUUAAAAACCUUGACAAACGUCACAGGCCCACACUUCAAAGGCUCGCCGAAACAUUGUUAGCGUUUCUUUCCUCCAUUGUUGAGCUCGAAGAAUGUCGUCGAGUUCAGGCGGGUGGACCGAGACCGUGAGCCCGGACCCGUCUGCUUCGCUACCCGGCUUUGAGGCCUCGCGGUCCACCCUGGAGGGUCACACAGUCCUGAUGUCGGUUCGGGUAUCGGUGUGCCACUCUGGUAUCCGACCGCUGUGUCUGCCAGGAGCUGGCGAGGAGUCGCUAUAUUUACAACUCAGCAUGGACCCUGGGAAGUCCGGGGAAUUCCGACUCUCGCUCCGGGACAGCAGCGGAACUGCCCGAAGUGUGACCAUCGCCGAUUUUGACCUGCGGACAGUGAACUACGAGGUGAAGUCGCCCAAGUGCCAUGAGCUCAGCCUGGCCGCCCCCCCUCACGACAAGAUGAGCUUCAACUUCCGCUGUGAGCAGGAGGCCCAGGAGUGGGCCACCGUGGUGGUCUCGUCACUAAGAGAAGCGCAAAGGGUGGCCGAGGCCUUGUCCUCGAAUGACCCCCUGGUUCCCAUGGAGACGCCAGGGUCUGAGAGCUUGAUAGCCCUGCAGUGCACAGAGGACUCGUGUGUGGAGCUGAGCAGAGCUAUCGAGGUGGGGGAUGUGUCGGUGGCCUCCAGCCUCGCUGCCGCCCUGGCCCGGCAGAACGCGGCUCUGAGGAUCCGCCCCGCGCCCCGGAGCGGCCCGGACCAGGAGCUCCGCUUGGCUGUUGUAGUGGAGGAUUGUUCCUCUUCCUGUUCCGUCACGGUCAAAGUCUUCCCCCACUCCACUAUUGCAGCCAUUAAACAGCAGGUCUUCCUGGAGUACGGGUUCCCCCCGAGGGUCCAGCGCUGGGUGAUCGGCCAGUGCCUGUGCGCUGACCAGCGCUCCCUCGCCUCGUACGGCGUGCGUCGGGACGGCGACACGGCCUACCUUUACCUGCUGUCGUCACGCACCGCCCGCCUGUCGCCUCAGCCAGCCAACCUCGACCAGGAGGGCACCAUCGGGGCCUCCUGGUCGCAGGGUCAUCUGGCCUCCAGCACCCUGCCUCCCAGACUGGGCCCCGGCAGCAGCCCAGGAACGGCUGGUCUUUCAGCGGGAACCGAGAGAGAGAAUAUCUCUGAAAUCAGAGAGCUCAUCAACUUGGAAAUGCCUCAACUUGGUGAAGCACUGAGCAUCGGCAGAGUAGCAUCAGGCACACAGGGUUGGCCCUGCCCCUCCUGCACCUACAUCAACAAGCCCACCCGCCCGGGCUGUGAGAUCUGCAGCACGGGCCGCCCCGAGGGCUACGCCAUCCCGGGGGCUUACCGGCCAGACCACCUGGAGCUCAGACGCAUCCAACAGGAGAAGGAGGCCGUCAGACAGUACCAACAGGCCAGGGAGGCGGAGCGCAGGGAGAACUUUGCCCGGCUGGUGCAGUUGGAUGGCCAGGAGGUGGUGUGCAACCCUGAGGCAGUAGACUGUAGGAUCUGCUAUGGGGACCUCCAGCCGGGCCAGGGUGUGCUGCUCAGGGAGUGUCUCCACUGCUUCUGCCGAGAGUGCUUGCGCUCUGUGAUCAUGCUAUGUGAGGACCCAGAGGUGGCGUGUCCCUACAGAGACGAGACGUACUCCUGCUCCUGCACCCUGCAGGAGCGAGAGAUCAAAGCUCUGGUGUCCGGGGAGGAGUACGGCCGCUGGCUGCAGCGCGGCCUGCAGGUGGCGGAGUCGCGCUGCGAGGGCAGCUACCACUGCGCCGCGGCGGACUGUCCCGGCUGGUGCGUGUACGAGGACACGGUCAACGUCUUCCACUGCCCCGUCUGCCGCCAGCACAACUGCCUGCUCUGCAAGGCGAUCCACGAGGGCAUGAACUGUAAGCAGUACCAGGACGACCUCACGUCCAGAGCCAUAAACGACUCAGCGGCCAGACGCACCAGAGAUCUGCUCAAGACCCUGGUGCAGUCGGGGGAGGCCAUGCACUGUCCUCAGUGUGGCAUCAUUGUCCAGAAGAAGGAGGGCUGUGAUUGGCUGCGCUGCACUGUCUGUCACACUGAGAUUUGCUGGGUGACCAGGGGGCCACGCUGGGGCCCCGGGGGUCCCGGGGACAACAGCGGGGGAUGCCAUUGCAACAUCAACAAGCAGAAGUGCCACCCCAAAUGUCAGAACUGCCACUAGGCCAGUGACCUGGUGUUGAGGCUCUGGAGAGAAGUCAAUCCAGAGCUGGCAUCUCAAGGGAAGUGUCCAUGGGAAAAUCUAACAGCACAAAACAUGUUUACCUCCUCGUUGGUAACCUUGCGCUUGUCAUCGAUUAAAAAACACAAUGCAGUUUGAAUAUUUUCUUGGUUCAGCAGUGGCACUGGAGGGCUGAUGAUGUUUGAUGCUUAACCAUUUAACUUUUUGAAUUGUGUUGGUUAGCUUGCCUUACAAGUGCCUCUAGUUGUGAACAGGUGUCGGAAGAAGCAGGUAAUGUAGUGUCUUGGCCUUUUUAAAGAAAAUAAAUAAAUAUAUAUAUAAAUAUAUAUGCACUGCAAAUUGAGCAAUACAGACAGGUUUUUGUUUUUUGUUUGUAUUUGUUUGGCUGUUAAAUAAAACGGAAGUGACCUUAUUUUUGUAGCCCACAAAUGAAAAUUACUGUUACAAGGAUAUAGUUUAUGGGAUAUUUAAUCGAAUUCCAUGUAAUCCUGAUAUUGUACAUUUUGCCCUAAAAUUAAACCAAAUCUAUACGGUGAGCGGAGUGUUUUUGGGUGUGCUUGUGAGUUUCAGUGUGAGACAUUCAGUUUGUUUACAUGCACAGCUUAAUCAGAUUAAAGCCAUAGUUCGACCAUGCGCCUCAAUCGGACCACUGCAAUUGUCAGAGUAUACAUGGCGGUGAGAAAAUCGAUUCAUUGGCCGAAGCAUUUCAUACCAUGGUAAGGUAGGUGGCGCUGUACCCAUUUCAACUAGUGGUAAAAGAGCCACCGGUUGAGCUCUUUACGUCACUAGCAACAACAAAUUCAGGUGGCAUUCGAGAAAGAUGUUUUCAGUAGGCAGCUGUCAGUUCACUUCAGGUCCAGGCCAUUUCUCGGACGCUCCAUUGUUCCGACUUCUCGGUCGUAUGCAGACUCCUCCGGCGGCGGCGGAGCAGCUCCUCCGGGAGCCCGCAUACGGCAGCAAUCCCUUUCCUCCAUGUCGCGUUUCAAUCUGGGUUUCAGAGAGUCAAAGCCAAUGUUCCUUUCCCCCAAUUCCUUCUCCACCAUGGCCGAGAUAACCCCCACUACGAGUCUUUACUUGUUGCUGAGGUACCAGAGAGUCUUAGAACCCAAUGCAGUCUUUAAGAUUCAUAAUAUCAGAGAAUAUCCCCAUCAGCAAUGACUGAAUAGAGAUCGUAAAAAAACAAGACACCGGCUUCCUCCAUCUUCUUCGCCACCUUUUUAAAUGAAUCUCAGUUUCUCAUUUUCUGACGGCGACAACAAGACUAUCGUCUCCUUAUACUUCCGGCUCAUGGCCCCCAGUAAAAUCUCGAGCAUGCGCGGAACGCAAAAUCCGUUUCCAAUCCGAUUGACCGUAUACAUGCACGCUUAAUUCGACUACCAAUCGAAUAAUAUAGGGCUCUUAAAUCGACUAAGAGCAACAAGAUUAGAUUCGACUUUAGUCAGACUAAGGUGUACACAUGCAUUUUAAUAAUCCAAUCAUAGUCGGACGAAGCCAAUCAUUCGAUUUUCUGGAGUGUCAUGUAAACGCACUGAUUGAGUCAGUGAUUUAUGAUAAUGUCUGGGCCUUUGUCAGAUAAAAUAACUAAAUAAAUAUGUCUGUUGACCAUUUUUUGUAGAAUUUCUUGGGGCAGCAUUAGCUCAGGUGGUAGCGCGGGUUCACUGGUAGUCGCAAGGUGAUCAGUUUGAUCCCUGCUCAGAACCGAGCCGAUUGUCGAGGGUCCUUGAGCAAGACACCUAACUCCCGAGCGCAGUUCAUGGCCGACCCCUCGCACCCAGGUCAUGGCCUCUUCAUCCCGCCUUCCUUCUGGGAGAAGGUUGCGGCUGCCUAGAACUGCAAAGACCCGUCACAGACUAAGUUUUUUUCCCCUCAGCUGCCAGGCUGGUAUAUGACUUUGGCUACCAACCAUAAAUGAUUCUGAUGAUCUGAGGGCGACAGAGCACGCGUCGGCGAGAUUAUUUUAGCAAUUUAAAGCUUUAUUCUAAUGUGGACAUUUGCUUAACAAAA